AAAUUGUGAGAGGCGAAAAAAAAGGUUCCUCGCGCUUCAGUCUGACUUUUUAGUUUCCCAAAUGUUCCCCACAGCAGCUGCACGCGCUCUCUCCGCCUCACCGCGGCGAGCUGUGGCUUAAAAAAAACGACUUUAAAGGAGGAGAAAAGUCCGGGAGCGCACGUUUGACUUGGUGGAAGUUUUACGCACGGCGCAGGAUGCAGGCGCGCUACUCCGUCUCCAGUCCGAACUCUUUAGGGGUCGUCCCGUACAUCAGCAGCGACCAGACCUACUACCGGACCGGCGGAGGAUACACCGGUAUGCCUGCGCCCAUGAGCAUGUACACGCACGCGGCCCACGAUCAGUACCCGGCAAGCAUGGCCCGCGCGUACGGACCGUACACCCCUCAGCACCAGCCUAAGGACAUGGUCAAACCGCCGUACAGCUACAUCGCCCUCAUCACCAUGGCCAUCCAGAACUCCCCCGAGAAGAAGAUCACUCUGAACGGGAUUUAUCAGUUCAUCAUGGAACGGUUCCCGUUCUACCGGGACAACAAGCAGGGCUGGCAGAACAGCAUCCGGCACAAUCUGUCGCUCAACGAGUGCUUCGUCAAAGUGCCGCGGGAUGACAAGAAGCCUGGUAAGGGCAGCUACUGGACCCUGGACCCGGACUCUUACAACAUGUUCGAGAACGGCAGCUUCUUGCGGCGCCGCAGGAGGUUCAAAAAGAAGGACGUGCAGAGGGAGAAGGAGGAGCGGGACCGACAGAACAAGGAGCCGUCAGCGCGCACUCCUGGCCGCGAGCUGGAUCCGCCGGUGCAGGGUUCGCAGCCGGUGCGGAUCCAGGACAUAAAGACGGAGAACGGGACCUCAUCGCCCCCGCAGGCCGCGUCCCCGACCCUGAACGCCGUCCCCAAAAUCGAGAGCCCGGACAGCAGCAGCAGCCUGUCCACGGGCAGCCCGCACAGCGUGCCCUCCUCGCGCUCCCUCAGCAUGGACGGAGCCGAGCAGCCCCACGGACAGGCCGCGCAGGGCUUCAGCGUGGACAACAUCAUGACCUCCCUGCGAGCCUCGCCGCAGGCCGAGCUCUCACCGCCUCUCAUCGCCUCCUCCCGGACAGGUGUUACCCCGUCACUGUCGCUCAGCUACUCUCCCACGCAGACCUCCGCGUACAGCUGCAGCCAGAACUCCACGAACUCCACGUACCACUGCAACAUGCAAGCCAUGAGCCUGUACGCGGGGGACAGAACCGGGGGCCACUUGGCGCCCCCGUCCACGGUGGAGGAGGCUCUGCCCGACUACUGCAUCACCACGACCACCGCGUCCCCGCUCGGGCACGCCAACCUGAGCCAGGCGGGUCAGGACGCCCACCACGGGCACCAGGGCCGGCUCUCGUCCUGGUACGGGGACCUGAGCCACCUGAGUCCGGGUUACCAGGCGCAGCAGCAGAACUUCCACUCUGUGAGGGAGAUGUUCGAGUCCCAGCGGAUCGGGCUGAACGGCUCCCCGGUUAACGGGAGUAAUAGCUGUCAGAUGGCCUUCCCGUCCGGACAGUCCCUCUACCGAACCUCAGGAGCUUUUGUUUAUGACUGCAGCAAGUUCUGAAGCCAAACAUGUCAUUUAAAUUAAAAACUUUAAUAUAGAUUUGACUGUUUUUUUUAAAAAUCUACUUUAUGGUUUUUAUUCACAGCCUGAAGAUUUUUUUUUUUUUUUUGUACUCUGACGUGCGUAACACCAAAAACACGUAAGUUUUCCCUCUCACUUUGAGAAAAACAGCUUCAUGACGUCAUCCUGUAAAUUAUAGCCUAAUAUAGUAAUUUAUUUUGUAGGUUUGUGGUUGGAUAUCGAGGACCAAACACUUAAAAAAAGCUUUUAACACGUUUCUUUUGUCUCAGUUGUAUAGAAAUAGAGGUGAAUCCUGUCGCUUAUAUUGACUUAUUUUAUUCUUUCUGUCCUAUUUGUUUAUUUUAUUUGGAAGGCAUUACAUUUUGUUUAAUAAAGUGUAGAUUAUUUGGUUUUAA
Molecule: messenger RNA, 1999 nt
Organism: Thalassophryne amazonica
Lineage: Eukaryota; Metazoa; Chordata; Actinopteri; Batrachoidiformes; Batrachoididae
Gene: foxc1b
Product: forkhead box C1b
Exons: 1
Coding region: 198-1583 (461 amino acids)
Biological process (GO): regulation of transcription by RNA polymerase II; anatomical structure morphogenesis; cell differentiation
Molecular function (GO): RNA polymerase II cis-regulatory region sequence-specific DNA binding; DNA-binding transcription factor activity, RNA polymerase II-specific
Source: RefSeq, a predicted model, not a curated record